Messenger RNA from Osmia lignaria (orchard mason bee), 13415 nucleotides. RefSeq names its product Rho GTPase activating protein at 102A (gene RhoGAP102A). Gene Ontology annotation, biological process: signal transduction. The record is from RefSeq and is a predicted model, not a curated record. Lineage: Eukaryota; Metazoa; Arthropoda; Insecta; Hymenoptera; Megachilidae.
UUUUAUUUGAAAUAUCAGAAAAUAUUUUUCUGAUAUCCGAAAGUGAUAUGAUCUUUAUUUGAAAUAUCAGAAAAUAUUUUUCAAUCGUUGAAUAAGUCCUGUUUUUAUCGCUCCUCGAAGAGCUCGUAUAUGCAUAAUUACAGCAUCCGUAAUGAUACAGCAAUAAUACAGCGUGUAUCGUGAAUUGAAAACAUAUUGCGUGACGGGGGACAAGGUAACACAGGUAAAAAAGCGAGUAUCCGUCGACGGGUAGAUUAGUUCGAGCGAAUUAUUGGCAUCGUAUCGGUGUCAAUGAGUAACACGUUCGCGACGAUGCUUCUCGUGUAAAAUCGAACAGGCUUUCUCAUAAUCCCGCGACAAACAUGAGAUCGAUAUACAUAUACUUCUAGCACGUAGUAUUUGGCGCGGAUCCUCGUUCCGCUUGCGUGUACCAACCAACUGGUUGGCAUACGCCGAAACCACGCCGCAUUAUCCAUAAAUAAGUGGUAUCCGCUUCGAAUGAAGCGCGUAAACGCGACCACAGGUAGACGGGAUUAUUGCUUCAAUGGUAUCUGUUUCUCGUACGUUCGAGAAACGUAUGCACUCGAGGAAAGGCUAAAGGCCUACCCGAGUCUUUAGGAUCUCUUUCCACGUAUUACAUACCAAGUUGCGGAACGUGGGGAACAGAAGGAAGAACGGGGUCACGCACACGUGUCGUGACACGAACGUCGUUUCUUGAACGGCUUCAUGGCUAGACGCGCGAACGAGACGGCCCGUAGCAACUAUUAACGCGUACGGGGUCACCGAUGACCGGUACCAUCAGUUUCAAUUAUUUAAUCAAGUGAAAAAUGGAAAAAGCGAUUUUUACAACAGCAAUCAAAGUAUCAACGUUCUGACUGCCGCGGGUAUAAGCACUGACGAGUUUUACGGAUUUAAUGUGCCUAAUUGAAUAAUUAACACGUUGAACGCCACAGUGAAAUUGGGUAUUUUUUGUGGGACGUAUUAAAGCUCUAAUUACUAAGAAUAGUAAUAAUUAAUUUUCAAAUUUCAAGCUUUCUAUUUGGCAUUUCACAUUAUUUGUACCAUAGCAAUAGUACUUAAAAUAAUGUUUUUCUAUUGUUUUCUUUUAAUUAUCCAGGCGUGUAUAAGUGACUCCCAUGGCGUUCAACGUGUUAACGCGUUAAUUGCUGUAGAUUUUUUAUGGACUUUUCUAAUUGAAUAUGCUUAUUUGUUACAAUGGGGGUUGAAAUUAAAAUUGUUGGUUAUUUAAUAUUGCAAAUGAGUCCACGUGUUAUUUGAUAUAAUAGAAGAAAAAUUCCGGCUAUUAUCUCGGUCUCGAAUGGGUUAAUCUUGCACGAGACACCAUGCAUUUAAUGGGACAGAACCUUGAGGCUUAAUUAGCCGCGUGCUCGUUGCUUGGUAUUAAUCAUUCGUUCGGUAAAUCACUCGUAUCAAUGUUGGAAAUGGCCAGUGUUUCGGCUAUUUUCGACGGACAGUCUGCCGGAUCGGUUUUAUUUCACCUUCUCGGAAGAAAUUUUCAUCGUAAUCCCGAGCUUUUCCCCGUCAAUCUAGCCUGGUAAAACCGCGCUGCCAUGAUCGAAGAGUUUCACAGGUUUCCUAGAAGGAGACGCGUGUUUCUACUCGGUUUUGUUAGGAUAGAGAUUCCGUGAAUUUCACGGGCAAUUUUUAUUUAUGACAAAGAAGACAGGUAGCAAUCGUGACAAGUGAAAUAAGCCGUUACUUAUUGUUAGUCUAGAUCUGACUGCGCUUUGAUCAACGAGAAUAAAGAUCUUUUCAAAUUUAUCAAACGGUAUACAUAUAACGCAUAUCACACUUUUCUGAACAUUAAAAUUUGAUUGAUUCAAUUUAUAAGAAAUAACGUUAGAAAAUGAAUGUUAAUGCAGUCGGUACAGUUCCUAUUCUAAAUUCGUGCAUGACAUAGCACCGAUGUUACUGCAUGACAUAAUACCGAAGCUAAUGGCACGAAACGUUACUAUUGCAUGCAGCGCUCUUUAAGAUCUAGCUCAGGAUGUAGUUGAUUGAACAAGUAUAUGUUAGAUGAUCAUAGAUUCUUGUUUUUUUUCUAAAUUAUAAUUUUUCUUAAUUUUUCAAAAUAUACCAUCGAUAAAUCGGCGAUGAUUGAUCAAGUCUUCUUUUAAAUUUAAAUCUCCAUUCGGUAAAUGAGAAAACUUUUCUAUCGGUACAAAGAAAAUUCCUUUAUACAAUUACUCGUAUAUUUUCUCUAAUUAUGCAAUUAAAUUACCCCCGUGGAAGUACGACCCGUUAGUCACCGAUGACCGAUACGGCAGCAGCCCGGUAAAGGGUUAACAUCUCGCGGACGAGGAGCAGUAUCGAUGCCGGGAAAACUAGUGAUUUCCCUUAGCUUGCAAGCAUAGCUGCCACCUGACGAGCUUUCGGUAAAAUAGACCGUUGUCCGUAUAGUGGCGACUCCCGUCGGUUUCGUUCGAAACGAUGAAAAGCUCGAAGCUUUUCAGCCAGCAAAGCUCCGCGAAGUCGCACGCGACGAACGAACGGGCAAAAUUACCGGCGCGGCGCGUGCGACGACCUUGCGAUAUUCUUGCGUACCGCUAAAAAUAAUUUGCACAUUUUAUAAUACGACCGGCAAGGACUGACCGACCAGCCGAUCGUCGAUCGUUUUCUCCACGGCAUAUUUCGAAAAAUUCGUACCACCCGAUCGCUCGUUAAACAACGACGAGACUUUUCGUCGUCGAUCCGACGGGGAUUUUCACGAUUAAUCGCGAUCGAUCCUUGUUGAAAUAAGAAAUAAAUAAUCGAGAGUACAAAUAAGCAGGAACCGAUCGUUGGGUCUGCAGAGAUUCUAAAUAUUGACGGAGGAGAUGAAUCGCUAUACUGGCAAACGAUUGUUCGACGAUGUUAUAUAAUAUCGAUAUAUUGCCGUAUUUUGGGGGAAAAUUGAUUUUCAUUGGUAUUCGAAAACGGGAUAAUUAUCGAUACGAUCGCCAGGUGACAUUCGAAGUUGCGACUAAAUAUCUCGCGCAGCUACUCGACUCCCAUCUAAUUGUAUUGCCAUUAAUCUAAGAGACGUUUUAUUUUUGGCUUAUGCUCUCAUCCAGACGAUUCGAUAUACGAUCCCCGCUGUUGCAAAGCAUUAAUUUAAUUAUUUUAUUUCGCAGUCACGCUUAUUUUAGCCGUCGAUUUCGCUUGUCUAAAUUUCAAUCUUAUAUAGACACUUUCAUAUACAUUUAUAUCAUUCCCUAUCGAAGGUUCGAUACCUUUGAAAAUGUCAUCUUCCAUUUUUCAGAACUCGAAAUUACUCGAUUUGAUAGAGAUUCAAUGUUACAACAAUUUUCAAUAAUUUCAAUGAUUUGAAAUAACGAAAUUGCUCUUCUGGCUAAUUCUGAUUGGCGAUUAGAUGCCAGUACCGUUCGUUUCUUUUGAGAGGACCAGUAGAAUACCGGGAUUCGCACGAUGUAUACGCGGCACAGACCAAGUGGUGGCGAUCAUGUGAGCACCAGAACAGAAUUAACACGAAGGGGGGCCAAUCCGGUAUUUUUGGCGCGAUUGUCCGGCGAAAAAUAGAUUCGUAUGGCGGUUCGGAUUAAAAGACGCCACUGGGACGAUUAUUCUGGCGCUGUUACGCUACCCGUGUCCUUCCGUAAUUCUUUCUCUCUCGCACCUUCGUCUUUCUCACCUUAGUUUUGUCCAUUUUAAUUCACUUUUUAUUCAAUCAUUUGAAAACGUACAGCAACGCUCUUCGCUACCGUCAUUCUCAUUUUCAUAUAUUUUUAGCGAUGGUUCAUCGUGGUUAUCAAUCUCGAAUGCCAGGAUUCGAACGUGCUCAUUAAAAUCGUUGCGUAAUUCCGAAUCGCAAUGUAACACACCUUCGUCGCUGGAUAAGUAUCAAGGUUUCCAAGGUAGCCGAAUCUUUGGGUAUCCAAGCCACUCGGUAUUCAACUCUUGCCCGAGAAGUGUAUAUUUAUUCUUGCCGCUUACUUUUUACGCUUGAAACUCUAAAUAUUAUCGCGUUGGGAUUUGCGUAUAUACACUUUUUCAUUGGUUUGACGUUAGAAACACACUCCCUCCCCUUUAAUUCUCGAAACGUAAUUGAUUAAAAAUCCUUCGUAAUGACCCGAAGCUCGCUAAACAUUCUUUGUACCGAUACCGGUGUAUUCUUUCCAUCGAGACAUUUCGAAAAAAAAAAAAAAAAGGAAAAAGAAAAAUGGUUUGAUGGAUUUAUGAUUCUUUCUCGUCUGAAAGAACAGAUACUUUUACGAUCAGUUGACUGACGGUGGAAUGAAUCGACGUGUCACGAGGUUGCGAUCGCGCGACAUUCCGCUGUUUGUUAUGCCGGCGGAGACUCACGUGGCGAUGCAAAUGAUUUUAAAUAGGCCUGGCCGAGAGUUCGCUCGAAAUAGCGACAAUCAGUCGAUGACAUUACGCGUCGCUCUCUUCAUGACGGCAGGUUCGACAUCGGUCAUCAGCCAACUCAUCCCAGUGGAUCGUCAUCGAUCGAUGACGAGCAGAGAGCUUCUGCGUCUUGCGAUCAACGACUCGUACUCUACUUUCAUUCAUGAACGUCCGCUAUCUUGUACGAAACGUUCUUCCUAUCGGAGCAUUUCAGUUAUGUAAACUGAAUCGACAGACGAGGCUAUUGAUUUUCUCGAGCGCAAUUGUUAAAACGAGAAUACGCGAUUUUUCCUGAUGAAUGGGAAAUGAAAUUUUCGUGAGUUACAGAGUAAUUGGUAUCACCGAUCAAAUACGAAACGUUAUUUCAUCAAACGUGACAGAUAGAUAGCCAGUUUUAUUAUAGGGGUGUUCAAUAUUGACGUUUUAUCAUGACAGUAGUAAAUCUCACAUACUGGUAGCUCAGCACGUUCUUUUUUCCUUUGCGAAUUCACCCUCGGAGAAUUACGAAUAAUCGGCAGGAUUAUAUUCGCAUCGGAGGAGAUUCAAGAGGAUAGGUUUUAUUUAAAUUGCUAUUCAAGACGACUUCUCAAGAGGAAUACCUAAAAAUUUGCAAAAUCAUUCGAACAAUUUUUCCUAUUCCGAAGGACACAAACAAUCUUUUAGGAAUAUUUGCAUAGAAAUGGCCGCUUAGGUCCGCGAAACCCGCUUUCUUAACGAUAAGAAACUUUCGAAACGCGCGGACAAGUACAGAUAAGAUUCCCCGGCAGACGCCUCGGCGUCUUGAGUAGAAAUACGAACAUAAACGCUGAAGAUAGCGUUGUCGCGAUAAUUCGCACCUUUGUCGAUUUUUUAUCAAAUUCCAACUCGAUCAACCUAUUUGAUUAAAAAAAUGUUCAUAAUUUUAUCAUUUCUUUUCGCGAAACGACGGAUCGAAUUUCACACAGAACACGGAUUAAUCAUCGAACUCGCUAUUGAUUCUUCGUCAGCUUUCAUAUUUUUUUUUUGGAGCGAACCAUUCACAGGUUAGAAAUUCGGAGCGCAAUCAUCAAUAAAUCAGUCAGCAAUUUUCCGGGCGAAAAAAUAGUCUCGGCAGAGCUAGUCGGCCCCUGAUUUACGAUCGCCAUAUAGCAGAGACCAGGGUGUGGUCUGACUUGCAUUAGAGAAUGAGUCUCGAAAUAGUCCCGGACGUGGAAUAUAUCCCCCGGAAUAUUAGGCAAUGCCCCCAUAGCAAUUUUUACGUCAAUGGUUGCGCGCGGUACAAAGAAAUGUCCCACAUUUUCACUCCCGCCAACGUUGAGUAAUCGAUGCUCCCUUAACCUUCCUCUUGCAUCUCUGAAAUUCUUUUCUCAACUUUCGUGUUUCUCUUCUUUGUUUGCCACUCCCCUCUCUCAACCAUUUUUCUCUCCAACUUUUCCUUCCAAACGAAAUUGUACGUCGUCGAUCGGUUGGAAGGAUCCUUUCGCAACGCGCACUGCUAAAUUUCUCUCGAAGCACGUAAUUUCGAAUGCAACGAGACAAAAGUUUGCGGCAGAGUUGCUUGAACCGACGAAUUUAGACGUUGCACGUCCGCCAGGAAUUUCUUCUUACCGUUUGGCAAAGAAAAUUGAUAUUGCCGACAGAAUCUCCUCGAUUCGAAAGAGUUCGCCAUCCUGAGCGUUGAUAUCGAACGAAUUACACAACGAGACCGGAUCUCUACAUAACUUUCCCGUAAGAUUAUUAUGACAACCCUUCGUUCCGCUCCGAUAUAUCUUCAGACGUCGUCGACUUUCCCCGACGGCCAGUUCGUCUGGCAGCGAUUCUUCAUCACCGAUCUCGAAGAAGAAACACACGCCUCGAUACCGUCAGUUUUCCAAACCUUCCGAUCUCUCUUCCUUCGCGGUCGUUACUCGCUAAAAGAACUACAUAUUUCCGACGCGUUCCGAAGCGACGUAUCCGUUCCGUUCGGAAAAUCUGGGAGGCUGUUACGAAAACACCGGGAGAACCGCGUCGCAUUUUGUCGCGCCACUUCGCGCGUCGUUCGGCGAGGGUUAAAAAGCGUGCUCGCGUCGCGUUAGCGGUUGUCGAUCGUUAUAAACAAAUGGCGAAGGCGGGGAGGGGGGACUAUCGUACUAUGAGAUACGCGACGGCUGGCUGCACGGAGACCUGGCUCGCCAGAAAGACGGCGUCGGUAUUUGGCAAACGAUGACAGCGUGGUCGAGACACCACCUCCGGCUGGUCUCUGCUCCCAGGAACCCUAGACCCAAGUCUCUGCGCCUCUUCCGUCCUAUCUUCUCUCUAUAAUAUCUUCCUCCUCCUCGUCUCUCUUCGUCUUCAUCCUCGUAUUCGCCUCUCGCUCCCCUUUUCUGUCUUUCGCAUUCGCUGCUCUCUUCGCGUUAAGAGAGGCACGGAGAGAAGAGAAGGGGCAAAGACGCUUUUAGACACGGAGCGUCCACGAGCGUCGCGACGCCUUGAGAAGCAGUAGUCGCGUACCUUAGGCAGCUUCCACCUUGCCGGCUCGGCUCGCGGCCGUACGUAACGUGAUUCUUCGCCACGUCUGCUCCGAAACAUCCCCGCGAUCGUGACGCGCUUCUUUGUCCACUCCAGGAACCCAUAUGUCGUAUGGGAACAGAGAUACGCGUGGUAGGAUACCUUAAAGAAAGGGGAGCAAGGACGAUCUCAGUGGUUCUCAAUUGGAGAACAAUCGGUGCUCGGUGGUAGCGAUCUCUAACGUGAAUCAGUUCACUUUGCCACAAGAUUCGUGGAUGCUUUUUCUGGAUAAAAUAUAGACAAUCGGUUACUGUUGUCUCGACAAAGUCGAUCCUCGUGCUUGUCAUGACGUAGAAUGCGUGUCAAUGAGAAUCGCUCGAGAAGAGAGAGAGAGAGAGAGAGAGAGAGAAAGUGUGUCGCGCUGAGAUUCGAGAGAAGGUGUAGAAAAAGGAGACAGUGGUCGGCUGAAUUUCGCUGGCAUCUGCGAAGUCUAAAUUAAUCUGGAGCCCGUUGUUGUUGAAAUUACGAACGCGGGCCUGCUGUUGCUAGUCGGCGUAAAAACAGCGUACGCGGAAUAAAACUUUCGUACGAGGAAUAAAAAUAAGCGUGAUACUAAGAAGCAGGAGAGAAUUGGAUCGGUUUCUACUCGCGCAUGGAAAGGACCGGUGAUUUCCCAGUCUGGACGAACAAGUGGUCAUUCGACACUUUGUAUCUAGGAAAAACGCUAGAUAACACUGGUCCGUUUGAAUCUUUCUCUUCGUGCAGAAAUAAGCGCGAUUACGCUUUCUUCUAAAUACACGCGUAUCCUCGAGCUUGCAUCCUUGAUCGUUCUUCUUCGCUAUCAGCCAGAAACUUCACAGUUAUCGUUGCUGAAAUAAAAAAAGAAAAAGAGUUCCUUCGAGGUGACAGGGUCAAUAGUGCGAGAGUGAAGUGCCUGUUCUGUUAGAUGAACGGUGGCUCGACAGCGAGCGCCGAUGACAUCGGUCGUGAGUGAAUCUUCCGCAAGGUGUUCGGGAAUGAUAUAAGUGUGUUCCGAGUGGACGACUGUUCGGGUCGUCGAUCGUUGAUCGUGUUCAGAGAGUAAAAACAAUUCGACGAAAGUGGUUCGCGUGGCGAAGAAGGAAAAGGACGCGACGAUGGCGGAGCGUCCUGGGGGUAGGAGACGUUCGCGUCGCGACAGCGUUGAAACGGGGGGUUCGAUACGCGGCACGCCGCCUGCUUCUAGAGAUCGAAGGACUAAACGAUCGAGCAAACCGUCCAAGGAACGAUGGUUGCUCACGAGAAAAACGUGGCGUUACAUGGCGGAUGCCGGGAGACGUUUGAUCCCCGAUGGUACGCACAAUCGGCCCGAGGAUAUCCCCAAGAUAGAGCAAUACUUCCAGGAAGUAUGCCAAAAAGAGCCGAGAUUUUUGCUCUGGCGCAAGGCUUCUUAUCCCGGAACCUUGGGUUUCCGCUCGCAAAGGCGUCGUAGGCAAAUAAAAGGUGGCAGUUGUCGAACGAAAGCCAGCUCGGCCGACGAGGCGGACGACGUUAGAAAUCCGCCUCAAAGUUUUCUUCUUCGAACAACGACAGCCGGCAAGUUCGACCUGGCCAAAGCGAAAAGGGAAUGGUUGCUGGCGUCGGAAGGAGGCAGCACACCCUCGAGUCCUCUGGAGCACAGAAAGUUCCAACAGGAGGACGCCGAGACCAAAGCGUUGGCCGAUAUGUUACAAAAGUACCUGAACAUGCAAAGUGACGUCGCUGGUACGACGAAAUCGAGCGGAAGGUCGGAUGUCUCCGGUCAGCUGGAGGGAAAAGAACCUUUCGAUUAUCAGAGUUUAAUAGAUAAGCUUCAACAACACCUAGACCUGAUUAUCGCCCAGGCGAAACUCGAGGAAUUAUCGGUUCAACGAGCUUCCUCGGAUAAGGAGAAAGUACCCAAGUCGAUGCAACCGUAUCAAGGGGAUUACGUUCAUAAAUCGCUUCUGGAAACUAUCGGUCGUUACUACAGUAAAUCUACGACCAGGGAACACGUAAUCUCGGAUAUUCUGACCGAUCGAAAGCUCCUCGAGAAGCUGUACUUUGAUCUGAGGUGCACCAGAGGCUUCAGAGGACCACGUGCUACCGGUGCUUACACCUCGCCGUCGAGCCGUUGGUGGACCCAUCAACGCACCAGAUUGCCGACCAAAGAUUCCGAAGAUUGGCUAUCGGUCAGAAGGGAUCCCGUUUCCCUGCCACCUCUGAUAGCCGUACAAGAGCCCAGCACCGAUCGUGGCCCCGUAGACGAUUCCGUCCAAACGGACCCUAUCCCUCGCGAAGUCCUCGAUGCUAUCCUCUUAGAGAAAGAGAAGGAGGAAAUGUCGAAAGACACGCCGGUGCAAAAAGCCGGCGGUCGUAGAAGAAGUAGCGUAGACAACGACGACGUGUCACCCUCUGUCAGCGAUACCAUCAAGAGGUACCUUCGUAUGGCACGGAAAAAGUCGAUGGACGCUGACAAAGUGGACAGGUUCAAACGGGUGAAUUACGACAGAAACUUGAGGAAUAUAAAGGCAAAAGGGGAGACUACGAAAGUUAGCGACGACGAGGGGAACAACAAAGGAUGUCAAACCGACGACAACUGGGCCGUUAAUUACAGAGAAAUGUCCUCUAUGGAGAAUCCUUGCGAAAAUCUGUCGGACGCCGACACAACCACUUCGCCACCGAGUAGAAACGCGAGCUCGAGGAGCAGCAUCGACGCUGGCCUCGGCUCGGAAGAACCACUAACCCCGAAGCACCAUCAUCAAUCCUUCCUUUCCCAUCUCCUGCACGGUUCCAACGCGCACAAGGAUAAACCCCACUCGGCACCCGGUUCACCGGCACUCACGUCAUCGUCCACCAAUUCCGCAGGUGGCACAGCGAUGCAGAAGAGCAAGUCCUCGAGCAGCGUGGUACAUCACGGCAGCCGGUUGGUGGCCAAGAAAAUCUGGAAGUCCAGGAGUAAGAGCACCUCGAGGGCGUCCAAUCAACCCUCCGUAUGGACACCUCAGGGAAAAUGCAUGUGGGCGGGAACUGCAGGACGACGCGUCACCCUGCAGGAUACUCCCCUUAGGUCACUGUCAGAAAUCGAGAGGAAGGUCCUUUGCAAGGUGGCUGUCGCGAAGCUUCAAGCACUUAAUUUAGGUGUUCAUAUCAGGCCACCAAGUGUAUGUCUUGGUACCAGUGCCGUUGUCGCGAAACCCAAGAGAAGAGCGCCUUUGCUGAAGAGGAAGGCCCUAACGACGGGUUUCUUCGACAAUAAAGGAAAAGACGACAAGGAAAAGGAUUCGUCCGGUGGCCUGGUAUUUGGCAUACCGCUGUCGCAGUGUUUAGAGAACGAUAGGAUCGCUAGAAUCGCUGCCGGUGAGGUCUCGGACGUUGGUUGUCUGUCGAGGAGUAGCAGACACGGCAGUAGAACAAGCUUCACGAGUCUCAUCGAACCGACUGUGGCAGCUAAAACCGACGAGGGUGGAUCUUGCGAUUCUUUGUCGUCGAAAGGAGGAGCUCUAACCGGAAGCGAUUCCGGAGUGCUCGAGCUUAGCGAUAGCGGCGGUGGAGGUCCUCCAGGAGAAUGGGACGCCGUACCGUGUAUAGUCAGGCAAUGUAUCAGGCACUUGGAGAACACGGGACUUCGAACCCUCGGCGUGUUCCGGGUGUCACCCUCGAAGAAGAGGGUGAGACAGUUACGAGAAGAUUUCGAUUGCGGUCGUGAAACGAAAAUCGGACCUGAUCAAUGUCCCCACGACGUGGCGGCUCUGUUAAAGGAGUUUUUUCGGGAUUUGCCUGACCCUCUGCUCUGCAGAGAUUUGUAUCAAGCCUUCGUUCAUACGCAAAAGAUCCGGAACAGGCGACUUCAGCAAGAGGCUCUUCAGCAUCUCAUUCAGCUGCUGCCCACGCCGAACCGUGAGACGCUCUGGGCACUUCUCAACUUCCUCAGCGUGGUGGCGGCGAACAGCGAAGAUCGAAAGAGCGACACCGGAGAAUGGAUGCCGGGGAACAAAAUGGACACCACCAACUUGGCAACGGUAUUCGCACCAAACAUCCUUCACUGUGUGAAACCUGGACAAAGGUCAGAAGUGUCGGCGGAAAGGGCGGAGGAGAGGAUAGACGUAAUAAAUGUGGUGAGAGCACUUUUGGAACACGCUUCGACAUUAUUUACGGUACCAGCCGCUCUUCUAGAUGAAGUGUACCUGCACAUGAUGGACACCCAUCCGGUCGAUCUGGAUCUCGCCCUUUCUCGACGCGCUGAAGAACAAUGCGGGGACGAGGCGGAUCCGUGCAGCGAGGCUGAAACCUUCUCGGUCGAAGAGACGCUGACAACGUCGACGACGACCACCACUGGCACCACCACGUCUACGAGAAAGGUGUGGACCAGGGAGCAGUGUCUCCAUCAGACAGCUGGCGUGGGUGGAGACAUAGGUCCAAGGCCGAGACGGCCGAAAAGGCCAGGGAGUCGACGAAAAGAGGAGGGCAGGAGUAACAGCGUGGACAGCGGAUCCAGCGAGGAUCCAGCUGAUCCUCGAAGAAAAUCCUCGCCUAUGGUAAUCACCGCCAGUCUAACCAUACCGAUGUCCGGAGCGUUCACGUUGAACCUCGACGAUCCGGACAUACCUUACAUCGAGGAGGCACCCAAGCAACCCAGUGCACCGCCCAGAAGGCAAAGGCAGCGAUCGAUUUCCGGUUGCAGCGAAGGUGGAAGGCAUGGAAGCGACAGUGCCGUCGGUUCCUCCGCCACUUUGUCCGGCGACCAGGCACCAAGUUCCCCACCGUCGUGGGCGUCGUCGCCACCAGCUAGUCCAGACAGUGCUGUUACCACCGUUUCAUACAUACCCGAUCAGCAAGCGGUUCUUCAAAGGGUUUCCUUCACUACGUCGAGCGAAGUGCGCCAAGUGAACAGGUCGAACAACCAGGAGACGUCGAGGAGUAUCGCGGCCCCUUACACGCCGAGCAUCACAAGCAUCGGUGGCGCGGUUCUGAGGUCAAAGACCGCCGACAUCGAGAGGAUGUUACACAUCUCUCGACCCGACACAGGCAUCACCGUGUCGCCGCAAAGCAAGACCAGUUCCACGAACACCUCCUCCGACAGCAAGAAGUAUACCAAGAGACGAUACACGGACUCGAGGCAUCAAACUCGCCACAUCCCUGACUCGGAAACACUGGCGGGCAAAAGUGCGGUAACUGUCACAUCCUCGUCCUCCGUUACGAUCACCUCUUCGUCUUCGGCGACCAGCACACCAAAUCAGCGAGCUGGAGCGCAACCGGUCUGGAAACGACGGGAGCUUAUCUCCAGCGCGCCUAAGGAGAGGGACGGGUAUUUCUGAACGACCAUCCCCAUGAUCGAAUCGAAACCACCUCCAUUAGGCUACGUUUCUUAAUGGAUACAACAAAAGUGAUAUCGUAACGUGCCUUAUUACGUACAGCCAUUUUUUAAGGUCCGUUUAUAUCUACAGACUUUGAACGUGCCAGACACGAGAAAUAUUCUUUAAUACAUUUUUUUAUAUUUUUCUUAUUAACGCUUCUCAGACGAGCGAUAGCAUCAAUUAUCAACAUAUAAAAUCUCAUUAAAAUCUGAGGGAGAUAUUCAGUAAAUCCAGCUUAUAAGUCUCUCUGUCAAUGCGAAUAUUUGGCACCUUCAGUGUCUAAAGAUAUAAAGAAGGAAUCCUGAAGCUGUCCUACCAUUGCCCAAAGGGCAACAACACUCUGGUAAAACUUUAUCUGAAAAAUGAUCGAGAUACCCGAUUCGAUCGUUAAAAUGUCCCGAAGAAAAAGAUGAAUAUAGUCACUGCCGUUCAGACGUGGCCUGGCAAAGUGUUCCUUCGACACUGAUUUCUCAGCUGAUGAGGAAUCGUGUACUACUCGGUGUAUCGUGGGGUGUCUAUUGGUUCCUAGACUACCGUCCUCGCGCUCGCAAAGAUCUCUAUUGAUGAAAUAUGCACGACUAUCUAUCUCAUUCUCUAUCGUUAUCUCUCCUCUCAGACUCCUCGAGGAUUCGUCUGAUCUGGUAUCAAUCGGCCAGAAUGUGACCGGAUAGAGGAUAUUUCUACCUUACGGUUUAUUUAUACGGAAAACGAUAGAACAUCGAUCUGUAUCUACGGAUGUAACAUUCUAAUGCAGUAGCGACUGGUUAGUAGCGAUUUGUAAAUUAUUUUUAUUACUUAAAGCGAAAGGGACUCGAUGUGUCGCAUCGUAUCCUUCGACGAGCCAAAGUUAAGAAAAGAAAACUAGUCCUUGAAACUCGUAUCGGGCCAUUAUAAUCUCUCUCGAUUCAAUCGAAUUCUAUUUUCUAGUUUAUGUUAGAGUACCUUAAUGAUCUGGUAGUUUUGUGAUCUAGCGAUAACGAACGAGAUGAGGCGAACUGAUUGAAUUCUAUCUCUUCUGACACUUUCUUUGUAUCCGUUCAUUUUUUCUCGUUUCUUUCUUCUUAACUUGAAUUCUUCUUGAAUGGCUGUUCGUGCACGUGAAAGGGUUUCGAAACGAAUCCGUGUACUGACGUGAGGGACGCGUGGCCCGAAAGACGCUGUUGUUCGUCGUUUAAGUUUUCAUUUUCAUUCUGUAAGCCAAUAAAUGAAGGUUAAUUUUUCUACCAA